This is a messenger RNA of Antechinus flavipes (yellow-footed antechinus), 2707 nucleotides long. It is a transcript of the gene DENND6B, whose product is annotated as DENN domain containing 6B. Gene Ontology annotation, molecular function: guanyl-nucleotide exchange factor activity. Bases 88 to 1860 code for a protein of 590 amino acids. The record is from RefSeq and is a predicted model, not a curated record. The transcript has 20 exons. Gene Ontology annotation, cellular component: recycling endosome. NCBI's taxonomy places the organism in Eukaryota, Metazoa, Chordata, Mammalia, Dasyuromorphia, Dasyuridae.
UAUCUCCAUGACAACGCCGUACGGCGGCGCUUGAGGCGGGCCUGUAGUUGCUUGGAAGGAGGAGCCGGAGGCGGCCUCGGUAUCGGUAUGGAUGCGCUGUGGGGCGCUGCCCCGCGCCCGCCGCCGCCGGGCUUGGACUCCUCCGAAAGCCCGGGCUCCACGCCGACCGCGACCCGCCGGCUCCGUCGCCCGCCGCUGCCCUGGGCGCGCUUCUCCUCCUGGCUCGAGUGUGUGUGCGUGGUGGCCUUCGACCUGGAACUGGGCCAGGCCUUGGAGCUGGUGUACCCUUACGACUGCAGGCUGACAGAGAAGGAGAAAACCAGCAUCUGCUACUUGUCUUUUCCUGAUUCCUAUUCAGGCUGCCUUGGGGACACCCAGUUUAGCUUCCGUAUGCGCCAGUCGGGGGGACAGAGGAGCCCCCGCUCUAUGGAUGAUGAUGAUGGCUAUAACAAAGGGGCUCCUGUCACCCUGCAGAGAGAGACUGCUCACUUGUUUGGCUACGUGUACUUCAGGCAGGUGAAGGACAGUGCAGUGAAGAGAGGCUACUUCCAGAAGUCACUGGUGCUGGUGUCCCGCCUGCCCUAUGUGAAUUUGUUCCAGUCGCUGCUGAACCUCAUUGCUCCUGAGUACUUUGAGAAGCUGGUUCCAUGCUUGGAGGCGGUAUGCAAUGAGAUUGACCAGUGGCCCCCCCCAGUGCCAGGCCAGACUCUGAAUCUGCCUGUGAUGGGAGUCGUCAUACAGGUCCGGAUCCCAUCCCGUGUAGACAAGUUAGAGUCAAGCCCUGUGAAGCAGUUUAACCAGGAGAACCUGCUUCCUGCCCCAUUGGUUCUCUCUAGUGUUAAUGAGCUGGAUCUUUUCAGGUGUUUCCAGCCUGUGCUCAUUCACAUCCAACUUCUGUGGGAGCUGAUGCUCCUGGGGGAGCCCCUGGUCGUCAUGGCACCGUCUCCAACCAUCUCGUCAGAGAUGGUGCUGGCCCUGACCAGCUGUCUCACUCCUCUCAAGUUCUGCUGUGACUACCGGCCCUACUUCACCAUCCAUGACAGCGAGUUCAAGGAGUACACCACCCGGACCCAGGCCCCACCGAAUGUUGUCCUGGGAGUCACAAAUCCUUUCUUCAUCAAAACACUUCAGCAUUGGCCACACAUCCUCCGGAUUGGAGAGCUCAAAAUGUCAGGGGACCUUCCCAAGCAAGUCAAGAUGAAGAAACUCACCAAGUUGAAGACCCUGGACACCAAGCCAGGGCUUUACACCUCCUACAAAACCUACCUGCACAAGGACAAAACGCUCAUUAAGAGGCUGUUGAAGGGCAUCCAGAGGAAGCGGCCUUCGGAAGUGCAGAGCGCUCUGAUUCGACGCCACCUCCUAGAGCUCACACAGAGUUUCAUCAUCCCCCUGGAGCACUACAUGGCCAGCCUGAUGCCCCUGCAGAGGGCAGUCACACCCUGGAAGACUCCCCCCCAGAUCCGUCCCUUCCGCCAGGAUGAUUUCCUAAAGACCCUAGAGCACGCCGGCCCCCAGCUUACCUGUGUCCUCAAGGGUGAUUGGCUCGGCCUGUACAGGAGGUUUUUCAAAUCUCCAAAUUUUGAUGGCUGGUACCGGCAGCGACACAGGGAGAUGACCCAGAAGCUGGAGGCGCUGCACCUGGAGGUGAUCUGCGAGGCGAACAUCCUGACGUGGGUGAAGGACAAGUCUGAGGUGGAGAUCGUCGAUCUGGUUCUGAAGCUGCGAGAAAAGCUCAUCCAGGCCCAGGCCCACCAGCUCCCAGUGAAGGAGGAGACGCUGCGGCGGGUGGCGCUAUACAUUGACACAGUCAUCGGUUCCCUGCCCGAUGACCUGCAGACCGUCCUGCGGCACCCCUGAGGUCACCCCGGCUCUUCUGGCUUUCGGACACCCCCGGUUGGGAAGAAAGAGAGGACUAGGCGUCGCCCAGUCCUGCCAGGCCUCCUUGGCCCCAGUCAGUCGUGAGCUCUGGGCUAGGAGACCAAGCAGGGAGGCCCAGGAGGCCAGACUGGGCAGGAGGGGGACGGGAGAUGAGCGCCCCUGUUCCUCCUUCAACUAUACUUGCUUGCUAGGGGCUGGGCCCAGAGGAGCAGGAGCCUGGGACUGUGGCCUCCUCUUUCCUUUGCCCUCAUUGCAUUGCCCCAGGCCCAUGAUUUCCUGGGAGCCUCCCAGAGAGGCCUCUGUUAGGGCUGGCUUUGCCCACUGCUCAGCUCUCCAGAGACCCUUCACCAGAAGGACCACGGUCCCAGGCAGCCUGAACCCUGCCAUUGCCAAGAGGAGGAGGGCGUGAACUGUGGGUAUGGCCCCUUUCUCUGCACAGUCCCCUGCCUUUUCCCUGCAGCCCCUCUCGGGCUCCGGCCUCAUGCCCUCUUCAGAGAAGGCUCCAGUGGGAGCCGAGAUGAAGGGCAGGGGGUGGGGGGCCCGGUGCCACCCGAGCCCCUUGCUUUCUUCAGCCUGCCCCAAAGCAGGGCGCUUCAGCCAAGCACAAAUGGACCCCGUUGCCUGUUCCCCUUAGGCCAGGCCCCCUUCCUGAGCCACUAACCCCGUCUUGCUGAGGGCCGGGCCCAGCAGGGGCAAAGCGGAAGCAGCUGGCUCUGCUCUUCCAUUUCACCCAAGAGCCCGGCCCUGUCUCCAGCUGGCUCCUGGAGCCUCCCUGUGGGCCUCAAGAACUGAAGCCAUCAAUCCAGUAGUAAAGGAGAUUGUUUUA